Molecule: messenger RNA, 2509 nt
Organism: Rhododendron vialii
Lineage: Eukaryota; Viridiplantae; Streptophyta; Magnoliopsida; Ericales; Ericaceae
Exons: 5
Coding region: 243-2168 (641 amino acids)
Cellular component (GO): RQC complex
Source: RefSeq, a predicted model, not a curated record
AGCGAAAAAAAUAAACAAUUUUGAUUAUGGGCCCACAGCUGGGGUGCGGUAUCCAAUUCCUCAUCCGCUCAAUGAAACAGAACAGGUCAUGGUUUCAAGUUUCGACCAGAAUCACUUGAAUCGAAUCCGCCUUACAAGUUAGGGUUUCUCUUCUACCAAUUGCCUCUCUUUCCUCCUCUCGGUGAUCGAUCGCUAUUUGUCAUCGCGGGUGUCAUUCUCAUCGGCAGCCCUAACUGAUAAGAAUGUCUCGUUUGCUGAGGAAAGUCCUUAAAGAACAAGAAUCACUCUGUCAACCAAAAGAUGAAGAGCAUGAGGUUGACGACGGCGACUCCUCUGAGUCUCUAGAUUCGCCGCCUCCUGUUUCUCUAAACCCUUUCGAUCUUCUCAACGAUGAUGACUAUGGUCAAGACCAGCUGCAGGUGAGUGAGGCAGAAAUUGCUGAUGAACCAUUGGUGGGAAAAAGUGAUGAAAAAGAACCGUCCUUGGUAAAAGCUACUAUAAACACACUUCCAUCAUCCAAUCACAAAGCUAAGAGAAAGAAAAAGAAAAAGACCAAGGAGGAUCCCUCUGUGGAUGCACAAGACAGUGAAAAGCCUUUGGAUGAGAUGGUCGAAAAGUUCUCUGUUGAAGUUAAUGUUUCUAGUCACCUAUCGGGCCCUUUAAAAGCCAAGCCAGCAAAUGUAGAAGUAGGUGACAGCCUGCUCAAACAAUGCAUGACCGACAUUUUACAAGUGGAUCCCAAAUAUCUAAGAGCAGAAAACGAGCUGCGAAGAAUAUUUGGUUCCAAGGUAGUAAAUUCAUUUCAAAAAAAUCAACAAACACGCAGUUCGGGACAGAUACGUGGGGGAAGACGCGGAAGUCACAACCAUCGAAGGGUUAUUCUUGUGUCUCCAUCAGAACAUUGGCCUCGCUGGGAUGGAUCUUUGUUGAUGGAAUUUUUGGAAACAAGAGAUGGUUACCACUAUUUCAAGUAUGCCCACUCAUCUUUAUAUAGCCAAGCUCAGAGAGCAUUUGAAGCAGCUAAAGCAAUACAUGAUCCGAAUGGUAUAGCAAAUAUUCUUGUGCAUCAUCCUUAUCAUCUAGAUUCACUGAUAGCUAUGGCGGAGUAUUUUAGCUUCUCGGGCGAACAACCAAUGUCUGCAGAGUUUAUUGCAAAGUGUCUUUAUGCCUUGGAAUGUGCCUGGCAUCCAAUGUUCAACCCCUUGCAGGGAAAAUGCCAAUUAAAAUAUAGCCAUGAAACUAACAGGCCAUUGUUCCAUGCACUCUUCAAUCACAUGAAAAACAUGGACAGGCGUGGGUGCCAUCGCUCUGCACUUGAAAUUUGCAAAUUAUUGCUUUCAUUGGAUUCAGAUGACCGAAAGGGGGCCUUGUGUUGUAUAGAUUAUUUCUCUUUGAGAUCGAAGGAAUACACAUGGCUAGAACACUUUUCUGGGGAAUAUAGGCAUGACAACUCCUUAUGGUUAUUUCCUAAUUUUUCAUUUUCCCUUGCCGUUUGCCGAUUUUAUCUUGAGCUCGAGGGAAGCUCUCAGGAUACUGGAAUGAAGUCAGGAAAAGCUACUUCAACUGAUCUUAUGAAGCAGGCUUUAAUGCUUCAUCCGACAGUAUUGAAAAAAUUGGUGGAGAAAGUACCUCUGAAGGAUCAGGCAUGGAAAAACAUACUCCAGCACAGCUACUUUGGAUCAGAUCAAAUUGGAAUACAAUCCUUGGACCAUCUGAUUAACAUCUAUGUUGCAAGGAGCUAUCUUAUCUGGAGGCUCCCUGAUCUACAGAAGCUACUUAAGAACUCUGCACUACUUGUGGUUGAAACACUAAAGCAUAAUAGUAGUGAGGCUCGGGACUGGGCUUGUGUGAGGAAAGAAGCAUUCCCAUCAGAGAAAAAUGAGUAUAGCCACUUAUUGGUAUCUGAUUUUUCUGAUUCUGUGCCAACAAUGCCACCUGAGAUGCUGCAAAAUUUUAUGGUUGAUCCAAGAAUGAGAGAAGAGGUACAGAAUGGUGGCCAUGUUGCCAACCCACGUGCUCCCCGUGAUGUUGCAAACCGAAACCCGUUGGUUGUCUUGUUUGAGUCUAUGCUACCAUGGGUUGAUUACGGAGGCCGAGAUGGAGUUGUUGAGGAAGAGGAUGACCAGCAGAACCACAAUGGUCAUCGUUUGGACGACAAUGAACACUGAAUCUGUAGCUGAAGCGUAGAAAAUGUUUGUGGGGGAGUUGGAGACGAUAGGAAUGACUCGUAUGAUCCCUAUGCCUGAUGCUCGUGGACCAUAUGAUACUGUUUGCAUCGUACCUAAACCUCUAAUGGUCUUUCAGUGCAGUUUUUGUUGUGGGCAAAUCUUCUUCUUUUUUAUUGAUUUUUUUCGGAGCUUUAGAAAUUGCUGCUGGACACGAAGAAAAGAAGGUUGUCAUAUAUUUUUAUGUGAUAACUUAUAGAGAAAUAUGUGCAAAGGAAUUAUUUUUCGACUAUAGUUAUGUUUGAGAAAAGGGAAGGGCAAUCAAAAAAUUUAUUUUUUGUUCU